Patella vulgata (common limpet) is the source of this 1426-nucleotide messenger RNA. RefSeq lists its product as uncharacterized. The record is from RefSeq and is a predicted model, not a curated record. Gene Ontology annotation, biological process: xylan catabolic process; arabinan catabolic process. Gene Ontology annotation, molecular function: alpha-L-arabinofuranosidase activity; xylan 1,4-beta-xylosidase activity. Gene Ontology annotation, cellular component: plant-type cell wall. The coding region runs from base 162 to 1397 and encodes 411 amino acids. Lineage: Eukaryota; Metazoa; Mollusca; Gastropoda; Patellidae. The transcript has 7 exons.
CUCAACAUCACUAUCUGAAUAAUAGUGUCGACACAGUAGCUGCCUGUAUCAAUGCUGGUUGUAAUGUUGAACUAGGAUUUCCAACGGUGAAAAAAGUCUACGAAUCAUUAGGUGCAGCUAUAUCCGAAGGAAAGAUUCUGGAAUCAAGAGUACGAGAAUUGAUGAAACCUGUUUGGUAUACCAGAAUGAGAUUAGGUGAAUUUGAUCCACCAGAAAUGAAUCCUUACAAACAGUUAAAUGCAUCAUCAGUUGUACAGAGUCCAGAACACAGACAACUCGCUAUACAAACAGCUAUGAAAACAUUAGUCCUUCUGAAGAACGACAACAAAUUUCUACCAGUAGGAACCUCCAUAUUUGAUACAGUAGCAAUUGUUGGUCCUGUAGCAAAUAACACGGUCGUUCAGACUGGCAAUUACUCCCCAAAGGUAAAUCCUCGCUACACCACCACACCCUUACAGAACCUCUCUAGAUUAGCAGUAGGAAAAGUACAGUUUAGUGAUGGCUGUAAUGGUGAUACAAAGUGUACUAAUUACGAUCAAGCUGGUAUUAUUAAAGCUGUUACAGGUGCUGAUUUCGUCAUUGUCUGCUUAGGUUUAGGUAAUGCAAUAGAAAAAGAAGGUAACGAUAGAGCUACAAUAGAUUUACCCGAAAAUCAAUUACAACUUCUACAAGACGCUGUUAAUAAUAGUCCAGCUAAUAGUCCUGUUCUUCUCAUCUUAUUUAAUGCUGGACCUGUUGAUAUAACAUGGGCUGAUAGUAAUCCUAGAGUUGUAGCUAUUGUAGAAGCUUUUUAUCCUUCACAAGCUACAGGAUCAGCUUUAUUCAAUCUUCUUACAAUGACUGGUCCUGAUUCUGUUCCUGCUGCUAGACUACCGUUUACAUGGCCCAUGCAUGAAAGUCAGUUGCCACCAAUGGUAAACUAUUCUAUGGAAGGCCGAACAUAUCGCUACCUCAACUACGAUCCACUUUAUCCCUAUGGUUAUGGUUUAUCUUAUACAAGUUUUACCUAUUCUAAUCUACAAUUUAGUCAGUCAAUAUUAGCAGGCAAUGAUGUAGAGGGAUCAGUAGAUGUUUAUAAUAAUGGUCAAAUAUCAGCUGAUGAGGUUAUUCAAGUUUAUAUCAACUGGCAAAAUAGUCCAGAACCAACACCUAAACUACAAUUAGUGGAUUUUAAGAGACAAUAUAUUAUAGCUCAGAAUAAAAUAAGAGUAACAUUUAGAGUUAAAGGUGAAAGUAUGGCUGUGUGGAUGGAAGAUAACAGUGGAUGGAUGGUAUACCCAGGACAAUAUGGAUUAUUUGUUGGUGGUCAACAACCCAAUCAGAAGAAAUCUAUUGGUUCCAAUGUUUUAUCAGGAAACUUCAGUGUUACAGAAACUAAAUUUUUAGGAAAAUAUUAAAUGAUUUUAAAACAUUCUUAAAUUUCUAC